AACAUUAACAUUAACAUUAACAUGUAUCCUCCUCCUCAUUCUCUGACCUCCUUGUCCUCAAGGUCUCUUACUUUUUCCCACCAACAAUAAUAAUAAUUCCUUCUCCAUUCUCUCUCUGCAACCCUGGAAUUGUGAUCCAAAUGGCUCCAAUUCCUUCAGAAAACGGUAUCGAUGGAGACGAUGAGAGAGAAGAAGAAGAAGACGACGAUUUAUCAGAAGAAGAACAACAACAGGAAGAAGAAGAAGAUGAGCCGAAGCUCAAGUAUCAGAGAAUGGGAGGAAGCUUAUCUUCUUUGUUGUCCACUGAUGCCGCUACUUGUAUUGCUGUUUCCGACCGUAUGAUCGCGCUUGGUACUCACUGCGGUUACGUUCAUCUUCUCGAUUUUCUCGGCAAUCAGGUGAAGGAAUUCCAUGCGCACAAGGCUGCUGUAAAUGACCUUAGCUUUGACAUAGAUGGUGAAUUUAUAGGGAGUUGCUCUGAUGAUGGCUCAGUUGUUAUAAAUAGUCUCUUUACUGAUGAAAAACGCAAAUUUGAAUACCAUAGACCAAUGAAGGCAAUAGCUCUUGAUCCUGAUUAUGCAAGAAAAUCAUUAAGAAGAUUUGUGGCUGGUGGAUUAGCUGGUCAACUGAUAUUUUACACCAAGAAGUGGUUUGGAUAUCAAGAGCAGGUGUUGCACUCCGGUGAGGGUCCAAUACAUGCUGUGACAUGGAGGACCAAUCUCAUUGCUUGGGCGAAUGAUGCAGGCGUGAAGGUGUAUGACGCUGCCAAUGAUCAACGUGUGACUUUUAUUGAGCGACCGCGAGGAAGUCCACAUCCUGAGCUCUUGCUCCCGCACUUGUUCUGGCAGGAUGAUUCACUUCUGAUUAUUGGCUGGGGCACAUCUGUAAAGAUCGCUUCUUUAAGGGGCAAUCAACAUGGAGGAGCUAAUGGCUUGUCUAAGCCUGUUCCUAUACCAAGUGUGAGCCAGGUGGAUAUUGUUGCAUCUUUCCAGACGAACUAUUAUAUUUCAGGCAUUGCUCCAUUUGGUGAUUCGUUGGCUAUAUUAGCCUAUAUCCCUGGAGAGGAAGAUGGAGAGAAGGACUUUAGUAAUACAGCACCUCCUCGGCAGGCUAAUGCACAAAGACCAGAAGUACGCAUUGUUUCAUGGACCAAUGAUGAGCUGGCAACCGACGCAUUACCUGUUCAUGGUUUUGAACAUUAUAAAGCAAAAGACUAUUGCCUUUCCCACACUCCCCUCUCAGGGAACAACUACAGUAAUGGCCGAUGGGCAGCAGGUGAUGAGCCACUAUACUAUGUUGUAUCUCCAAAGGACAUAGUAAUUGCAAAGCCGAGGGAUGCUGAAGAUCACAUCAAUUGGCUUCUUGAACAUGGAUGGUAUGACAAAGCUCUAGUCGAACUUGAAGCAACACAAGGACGGAAGGAACUCUUUGAAGAGGUGGGAUCAAGGUAUCUUGAACAUUUACUUGCUGAGAAAAGAUAUGGUGAAGCUGCAGCUUUGUGUCCAAAAUUGCUGCGGGGGUCUGCCUCCGCAUGGGAAAGAUGGAUUAUACGCUUUGCUCAGCUUCGUCAGCUGCCAGUAUUAGCUCGUUGCAUGCCAACUGAAAACCCUAAACUCAGUGAUACUUUAUAUGAGCUUGCCCUUGUAGCUCUUGCAAUGAAUCCUGCAUACCACAAGGAUUUCUUAUCCGCUGUGAAGUCUUGGCCACGGUCAAUUUACUCUGUCCCUACUGUCUUGUCAGAGAUCGAGCCCCAGCUUAGAGCCUCUUUGAUGACUGACGAUUUGAAAGAGGCACUGGCAGAGUUAUAUGUGAGAACUGGGCAAAAUGAGAAAGCGUUUUCAUUCUUUGCUGAUCUUUUGAAACCAGAUGUUUUUGACUUCAUUGAGAGGCAUAAUCUGCAUGCCGCUGUUCGUGAAAAGGUUGUUCCACUGAUGAUGCUUGACACAAAACGUGCAACAUCCUUGUUGAUUCAGCAAAAGGAUCUGAUCACUCCAGCUGAAGUAGUGCCGCAGCUUCUAAAAGCUGGGGACAAAUGUGAUUUUAGAUACUUUUUGUAUCUGUAUUUGCAUGCUCUUUUUGAGGCCAGUCCUCAUGCAGGAAGGGAUUUCCAUGAUAUGCAGGUGGAGCUAUAUGCAGAUUAUGAUUCAAAAAUGCUACUUCCUUUCCUCCGUAGCAGUCAGCAUUACACGCUGGAGAAGGCAUAUGAACUUUGCAUGAGAAAAGGUCUACUAAAAGAGCAAGCAUUCAUUCUUGGAAGAAUGGGAAAUACGAAACAAGCCCUUGCUGUUAUCAUAAAUGAAUUAGGUGAUAUGGAAGAGGCUUUAGAAUUUGCUAGCUUGCAGAAUGAUGAUGAAGUUUGGGAAGAAUUGAUCAAACAAGCUACCCAGAGGCCUGAGAUGGUGGGGAUGUUGCUGGAGCAUACUGUUGGCAACCUAGAUCCUCUUCAUAUUGUUAAUGUUGUGCCUGAUGGACUGGAGAUACCUAGGCUUAGGGAUCGUUUGGUCAAGAUUGUUACCGACUACCGAACAGAAACUUCACUGAGACAUGGUUGUAACGCUAUUUUAAAGGCCGAUAUUGUCAAUCUUUUGGUAAAAUACUACAAAGAAGCAAGGCAUGCGAUUUGUUUAAGCAACGAAGAGGAUGAAGCUAGAACUAAGAGAGAUGAUAAGAGGACAGUGGAGUCCCUAACGAAAGCACCAAGUUUAAGAAAUAUGGAUUUGAAGUCCAAGACUAAGGCAGGAGGCAGAUGCUGCAUAUGUUUUGAUCCAUUCUCCAUCCAAAAUGUCUCGGUUGUCAUUUUCUUUUGUUGUCAUGCAUAUCACUUGACUUGUUACACAGAUUCACUCAGUACAUUUAGUGAUGAGAAAGAAACUCGAGACGGUUCUCUUGAUUCAGAGUAUGACGAAUAUAAUGAAGAAGAGAAUGGUGAAAAUGAAUCAGAUUCCUCUCGAAUGCGGUGUAUUUUAUGUACUAAUGCAGCUAGAUGACCAACAUUAGAUGAGGUGGUUUGUUGUAUUUUGUGUAUUAUUUAUUCUCUUUUUGUCCAUAGCAUCAGUUUUUGAGCGCGAGAGGUCACUUUGCUGGUUGAGCAGCUUCCUGCUGGAGCAAGAUUUUUGGUCACUGGGAAUCUUUGAAUGUAUAUUGUUUAUCAAUGGUUACUGAUGGUGUCAUUCAUUGGAAUAAACUUGUUUGAUCAUUGUCAUUGGAUAUGCAUAUUCUGAACGAACUUCUAACGGGUUAACCGUUAAAGUUUCUACAUCUUUCAUCUGUUAAUUUUUUUUCCCCUGUAGUGUGUAUUAUUCUAGUCUUUUAUUGUAUACAAAGAUCUUUUUUUA
Beta vulgaris subsp. vulgaris (sugar beet) is the source of this 3335-nucleotide messenger RNA. Its product is annotated as vacuolar protein sorting-associated protein 41 homolog. Lineage: Eukaryota; Viridiplantae; Streptophyta; Magnoliopsida; Caryophyllales; Amaranthaceae. Gene Ontology annotation, molecular function: protein binding. The transcript is spliced from 19 exons. Gene Ontology annotation, cellular component: late endosome; HOPS complex. The record is from RefSeq and is a predicted model, not a curated record. The coding region runs from base 141 to 2987 and encodes 948 amino acids. Gene Ontology annotation, biological process: macroautophagy; cellular response to starvation; vesicle-mediated transport.